UUAAAGUAAAAAACAUUCUAUCUAUGAUAGGAUGUAAAAUGCAAGUGCAGAUCUGUGUCUGUAAUUGAAAUUGGAGGUCAAAUAUGAGGAGGAGGAGAGUGAGAAUGAACAAAAUUGUUAUUAUUUUUGCUUGUCUAUCAAUGCUUCAGAAAAUGGCAUAUGCAGCUGAUGCCUUGACUCCAACAUCCUCCAUUAAUGAUGGCCAAGAACUAAUUUCUGCUGGACAAAAUUUUUCUCUAGGAUUCUUCACACCAGGAAUCUCCAAAAGCCGCUACGUAGGGAUAUGGUACAAGAAUAUUAUGCCUCAAACCGUGGUUUGGGUAGCAAAUAGAGAUUACCCACUCAAUGACUCAAGUGGAAACUUAACCAUUGUUGCUGGGAAUAUUGUACUUUUUGAUGGAUCAGGUAACAGGAUAUGGUCUACAAAUUCAUCAAGAUCAUCAAUUCAAGAACCAAUGGCAAAACUGCUGGAUUCUGGAAAUUUAGUCUUGAUGGAUGGAAAGAGCAGUGAUUCUGAUAGUUACAUAUGGCAAAGCUUUGAUUAUCCAACAGAUACAACGUUACCUGGCUUGAAAUUGGGUUGGGACAAGACCUCAGGUCUCAACAGAUAUUUGACUUCUUGGAAAAGUGCUAAUGACCCUUCUGCUGGAAGCUUUACUUACGGCUUUCACCAUAACGAAAUUACUGAGUUUGUAUUGCGCCAGGGAAUGAAAAUCACAUUCAGAAGUGGGAUUUGGGAUGGCACUCGUUUAAAUUCAGAUGAUUGGAUAUUUAAUGAAAUUACAGCCUUCAGGCCAAUAAUUUCAGUAACUAGCACUGAGGCACUGUAUUGGGAUGAACCUGGAGAUAGAUUGUCAAGGUUUGUGAUGAAAGAUGAUGGAAUGCUUCAAAGGUAUAUAUGGGACAACAAAGUUCUUAAGUGGAUUGAGAUGUAUGAGGCAAGAAAAGAUUUUUGUGAUGACUAUGGAGCAUGUGGGGUGAAUGGUAUUUGCAAUAUUAAGGAUGUUCCUGUUUACUGUGAUUGCUUGAAAGGCUUCAAACCCAAAUCACAGGAAGAAUGGAAUUCAUUUAAUCGGUCUGGUGGGUGCAUCAGGAGAACACCCUUAAACUGCACACAAGGUGAUAGGUUUCAGAAAUUAAGUGCGAUAAAACUACCCAAGUUGUUGCAAUUUUGGACUAAUAAUAGCAUGAAUCUUGAAGAAUGCAAGGUGGAGUGCUUGAAGAACUGUUCUUGCACCGCAUAUGCAAAUUCUGCCAUGAAUGAAGGGCCUCAUGGAUGCUUUCUUUGGUUUGGGGACUUGAUUGACAUUAGGAAGCUUAUAAAUGAAGAGGCUGGACAACUUGAUCUUUACAUAAAGUUAGCCGCUUCAGAAAUAGAGUCCACUGCUAAUGCUAUUAAAAGGAGAAAGAUAGCACUGAUUAUUUCAGCAUCUUUGGUGGCACUGCUGCUUUUGUGUAUUAUUUUGUACCUUUCUAAGAAGUAUAUAAAAGAGAGGACCACUACUGAUUUGGUCGCAGGUAAUAGAAAUCAUAAUGAACAUCAAGCAUCGCCUCUUUUUCAUAUAGACACUAUUCUGGCUGCUACAAACAAUUUUUCUACUGCAAACAAGAUUGGAGAAGGUGGUUUUGGCCCAGUAUACAGGGGUAAAUUGGCAGAUGGACAAGAAAUAGCUGUGAAAAGGCUAUCAAAAACCUCAAAGCAAGGCAUCUCAGAGUUUAUGAAUGAAGUUGGAUUGGUAGCCAAACUCCAACACCGUAAUCUUGUGAGUAUUUUGGGAGGGUGCACUCAAGGAGAUGAAAGAAUGUUAGUCUAUGAAUACAUGGCAAAUAGUAGCUUGGACCACUUCAUUUUUGAUCCUACACAAAGAAAAUUUUUGAAUUGGAGGAAACGGUAUGAAAUUAUUAUGGGGAUUUCUCGGGGACUACUUUAUCUCCAUCAAGAUUCAAAGUUAACCAUUAUUCACAGGGAUCUAAAAACUAGUAACAUUCUACUAGACAGCGAAUUGAACCCCAAAAUUUCUGAUUUUGGUCUUGCCCACAUCUUUGAAGGAGAUCAUUCUACAGUAACAACAAAAAGAAUUGUUGGGACAGUUGGUUAUAUGUCCCCCGAGUAUGCAGCAAAUGGGCUUCUUUCCCUAAAGUCUGAUGUAUUCAGCUUUGGAGUUAUAGUGUUAGAGAUACUAAGUGGCAUCAGAAAUAAUAAUUUCUACCAUUCAGAUCAUGAGCGCAAUCUGUUGGUGCAGGCAUGGAGAUUAUGGAAAGAAGGUCGAGCUGUGGAAUUCAUGGAUGCUAAUUUAGACCUUGCAACUAUUCGAUCAGAAUUACUAAGGUGUCUGCAAGUUGGUCUCUUGUGUGUGCAAAAGUUACCAAAAGACAGACCAACUAUGUCAUCUGUGGUUUUCAUGUUGAGCAAUGAAAGCAUUACACUUGCCCAACCAAAGAAGCCUGAAUUCAUUGAAGAAGGAUUAGAGUUUCCAGGGUACAGCAACAAUUCUAUGACUAUUACUCUAUUAGAAGCUCGAAAUUAGUUGCUAACUUACAGGUUCCAUUGCAAUUGCUAUUAGGCCGUUUCGGUAAUAUUUUGUGAAAGAGAACCAGAUUUGGAUGAAAGAAAGAGCAUUGUAGUAGGUGAUUACAUAAAGGCCCUAGCCCUGCACAAUAACUUUCUUUUCUUAGUUAUAUUCUUAUUAAAGGAUAUUUGCACUAUAUAGGAAAAUAAAAUAGAAAACAAGGCAGUGAGUCUCCAAAAUCUGAAAUAGACUAAUGUUGACAUCCUGUAGUGCCUCAGGGGUUUGUGUUCUUGGAUAUUCCAGUGCUCAAAGAUCUUCCUUCAACACUUCGAAUUAGCGGAA
Glycine soja is the source of this 2852-nucleotide messenger RNA. RefSeq names its product G-type lectin S-receptor-like serine/threonine-protein kinase At4g27290. The record is from RefSeq and is a predicted model, not a curated record. Bases 84 to 2528 code for a protein of 814 amino acids. The transcript is spliced from 7 exons. Lineage: Eukaryota; Viridiplantae; Streptophyta; Magnoliopsida; Fabales; Fabaceae. Gene Ontology annotation, biological process: recognition of pollen; protein phosphorylation. Gene Ontology annotation, molecular function: ATP binding; protein serine/threonine kinase activity.